Miscanthus lutarioriparius is the source of this 579-nucleotide messenger RNA. The record is from the annotation of a GenBank genome assembly. NCBI's taxonomy places the organism in Eukaryota, Viridiplantae, Streptophyta, Magnoliopsida, Poales, Poaceae.
AUGAGGACGCUAUGGGAGGCCACCGAUACCUAUAUUAAGAUCAGUCCCUUCAUGUCAGCUAACAAAAUCAAGAAGCCGAUCCUACUGAUUCAUGGAGAAGAUGACAGCAAAGUAACAACAUCAAUGCAGUCAAGUCAGUUUUACGAUGCCUUGAAGGGUCAUGGGGUGCCAUGCCGUCUUGUGAUUCUCCCAUGUGAGCAGCACCAAUAUGCUGCAAGAGAGAGCAUUAUGCAUAUAAUCUGGGAGACUGACAGGUGGCUACAGAAGUAUUGUGCAAAUGAUCGUGGGGGCAACAAGGUUAUGGAAGCCAAUGUUGACACAUCCCAGUCACCUUCAGAAGCUGUACUAGAUAGUAAAGCUUUGACCUUAAACUUCACCAAGAUUUCUAGUUUGGUAAGGAACUUAAGUGCUUUUUUUGUUACUAUAGACAUAUGGCACUUUUCGUGUGGCUUUAAGCCUGCAAAUGAGAACGUGUAUAGCAUAGUGGUAGGGAUGCUGAAGUGCAACCUACAGAUCAAGUUGAUAUGGUUGGCAUUUGCUCGGUUUGUUUCUAGCAAGUCCAAAAAGAGUAUGCAGUAG